Messenger RNA from Diorhabda sublineata, 705 nucleotides. Its product is annotated as NADH dehydrogenase [ubiquinone] iron-sulfur protein 3, mitochondrial-like. The record is from RefSeq and is a predicted model, not a curated record. The transcript has 3 exons. Bases 1 to 705 code for a protein of 234 amino acids. Gene Ontology annotation, molecular function: NADH dehydrogenase (ubiquinone) activity. NCBI's taxonomy places the organism in Eukaryota, Metazoa, Arthropoda, Insecta, Coleoptera, Chrysomelidae.
AUGAGGAUUUGUGUUGGAGGUAAACCUAAGCCGAAAUUUGAGACGAUUUCCCGAAGAGACCAACUGAAAAUUUUUGGAUCAUAUGUUUUCGAGUGUCUCCCAAAGUAUGUAGAGAAAGUUCAAAUUACGCAUACAGACGAACUAGAGCUUCUUGUCGUUCCUGAUGGAAUACUUUGCGUUAUGCAAUUUCUAAAAGAUCAUCAUAAUAGUCAAUUUGAGGCUUUGAUGGAUGUAACUGCAAUCGAUGUUCCAAGCAGAGUCUACAGAUUUGAAGUUAUUUAUAAUUUAUUAUCAUUUCGAUAUAAUGCAAGAUGUAGAGUCAAGACGUAUACCGACGAACUGACCCCUCUGGAAUCUGUUACCGGUAUCUACAAAGGUGCAAAUUGGCCAGAGAGGGAGGUCUACGAUAUGUUUGGAAUAUUUUUCGCAAACCAUCCAGAUCUUAGACGGAUCCUUACCGACUACGGAUUCCAAGGAAAUCCUUUCAGAAAAGAUUUCCCAAUUAGCGGUUACGUUGAAGUCAGAUACGAUGAAGAAAAAAAACGGGUUGUUUGCGAACCGCUGGAAUUAGCUCAAGAGUUUAGACAAUUUGAUCUAAGUUUUCCAUGGGAACAAUUUAACAAGUACAGAAGUAAACAAGAACAAAACGAGAAAGUUCGAAAUGAACAUAAGAAGAGUUUGGAUAAAACUGAAGAAUGUAAAUAG